UAGUACUUCAGCUGACGGGUUUUCGUUGUUGUUAUUUUGGCGUGGAUAUUUAUUUAUUUUGAACCGAGAAUCGAUGUCUGGAUUUAAAUUAGGCAUCGUGCGACUAGGACGAGCCGCUGGAAAGACAAAGUAUGCUCUGCUCGAUGAACGUGACAUAUCUCUGGUUGAACAGUUUGCAUUCGAGGCACGAGUGGAGGUAGACAGAGAUGGCAAUGGUGCUAAAAUAUAUGCAUUUGCAUAUGAUAUUAACCGAGGUCGAAACACUGGCCAGUACCUUCAUGAGCUGUUGUGGGAAAGACAUUCUGGAGGUAUUGCACCGGGGUGGAAAGUUGUUCACCGGAACGGAGUAACGGUCGAUAACAGAAUGGAAAAUCUAAACUUGGUGCCGCACAAAUGCUCAGUGGCCUACCUUGAUGAACCAUCACGAAAAAACCGCGAGCAGAGUCUAUACUGGAUAACAGUGCAGCAGUUACAAGGAGAUCCACUAGAAGAGCAUUUUCCAGAACCAAUAUGUAACCGGUACUACAAUUCCAAUGGUGAAAUAGUGGAAACAGAAGAGGACAGCUGUGUGUUUUACGAGUGUCACUACCCGCCAUGUACCAACAUGGAGAAAGAGAUGAGAGAGUUCAGUAUAUGUGGAAGAUGUCAAGAAGUCAGAUAUUGUGGCACGUAUUGUCAGCAGAGAGACUGGCCAGUCCACAAGCGAAGCUGCAGGGAACGGAGACAUUUAUUUGUGUCUGAGCGGCCACCUGACCGAUAGCUUCAUUGUUUGUACAUUGUGUGUAUUAUAUGACUAACUUAUAUCGGAAUGACUGUCAGGUCCAUGGUAACAUUGUACAUUACUCAUUGCUCAUAGUGUGUGUAUAUCAUAUUUAUUACAUGUGUUCAGGUGUAUGAAAUAUUCUAGAAAAGGUGGAUGCUGGAAUGAAUGUUAAUCUAUGAAUGUUAAUUACUGAGGAUAUAUUCCAUUUUAAAAAUACUGAUUAAUGCAGUGUUAAUUUAGAUUGAAAAUGAUGUAACUGUUAAUUUAGAUUUUUAAGUAAGAUCUUUUUUGAACAUGUAUACAAGUAUAAUAUCAGUUUGUUAAUAAUAAAUAACUGAAGGAUGUUUUUUUUUUUACUUUCUAUCUUUUUUUUUCUUUUUUUUUCUUUCUUUGUUUUCUUUUCUUUUCACAAACUUAGUCUACAAAUGUUGACAUAAACAACAUUUUCAAAAAAUUAUUAUGCUUAAAAUUAUGCAUCCAUCAAACUGAAAGAAUUGUAAAAGGACAAACAAACAAACACAUCUUAGUAGGCUUCAUUUUAGAUUUAAAAAAGGAUUAAUUUUUGCUUAAGUAUUCAUAUUUUCCAAAAAGUGUAACCCCCCCACCCAACCAACCAGAAAUCCUGUGUGUGUGUCUUCAUACAUAAUCUUUCUACUAAUUGGAGAUACUUUCAAGGCUUUUAUGGAUUGUAACAAUGUGUUAGUAUUGAGAAUAGUAAGUUUGUGUUUUUGUGUUGAGAGUAGAAAAUUUGUGUUUUUGUUAUAUGAAUAAUUUAUCUUCAUUGUAAUUCCAGCAAAAUGUUAUUAUGUUCCAGUGAAUUCCAUAUUUAUUUAACUUGGUCCUGUUUAUGUGUUCGUUUAGUGCUUUCUGUGUAGUUAUAAAAGAACUUAAGUCACUGUGUGUGUGUGUGUGUGUGUGUGUGUGUGUGUGUGUGUGUGU
This is a messenger RNA of Gigantopelta aegis, 1702 nucleotides long. Its product is annotated as zinc finger MYND domain-containing protein 19-like. Lineage: Eukaryota; Metazoa; Mollusca; Gastropoda; Neomphalida; Peltospiridae. The record is from RefSeq and is a predicted model, not a curated record. Bases 74 to 760 code for a protein of 228 amino acids. The transcript is spliced from 7 exons.